Eucalyptus grandis is the source of this 1561-nucleotide messenger RNA. RefSeq names its product WAT1-related protein At5g07050. Gene Ontology annotation, molecular function: transmembrane transporter activity. Gene Ontology annotation, cellular component: plasma membrane. The record is from RefSeq and is a predicted model, not a curated record. Bases 89 to 1294 code for a protein of 401 amino acids. NCBI's taxonomy places the organism in Eukaryota, Viridiplantae, Streptophyta, Magnoliopsida, Myrtales, Myrtaceae. The transcript has 7 exons.
CAGAGUCCUCUUUGAAGUGUUUCCUUCUCUUGCAUCCUCAUCAAGCCCCUUCUCUCACUCUCGCCUCCUCUCCUAUUCCUAGUUCCUUAUGGCAACCUUGCAAAUGGAGGGAAAAGCAGGAAGGUGGAGCGACUUCAUGCAGAGGGCGCGGCCCUACAUAGCGAUGGUGUCGCUGCAGUUUGGCUAUGCGGGCAUGAACAUCAUCACCAAGGUGUCCCUCAACGGUGGCAUGAGCCACUACGUCCUUGUUGUCUACCGCCACGCCUUCGCCACCGUCGUCAUUGCGCCGUUUGCCCUCAUCCUCGAGAGGAAGGUGAGGCCGAAGAUGACAUUCCUCGUGUUCAUGCAAAUCUUUGUGCUGGGCCUUCUUGGGCCGGUGAUAGAUCAGAACCUUUACUACGCGGGUCUGAAAUUCACAUCCCCAACCUUUUCGUGUGCCAUGAGCAACAUGCUCCCGGCGAUGACUUUCGUCAUGGCAUUUCUCUGCAGGAUGGAGAAGGUGGACAUGAAGAAAGUGAGGUGCGUGGCGAAGGUGGUGGGGACAGUGGUGACAGUGGGCGGCGCCAUGCUGAUGACACUGUACAAGGGAAAUGUCCUCAACUUCCCAUGGUCCGCUAACCUCCACGGCCACGCUGCGAAUGGCUCAGAGGCGCCUGAGUCUGCCGACAAGGACUGGGCGAAGGGCUCCAUCUUCCUCAUCAUCGCCACUUUUGCUUGGGCCUCCUUCUUCAUCCUCCAGGCAGUGACCUUGAAGAGAUACCCAGCACAUCUUUCGCUGACGGCCAUGGUGGUGUUCAUGGGCACGCUUCAGUCCAUCGCUGUGACGUUCGUGGUGGAGCACAAGGCUUCCGUCUGGUCCAUUGGCUUCGACAUGAACCUUCUUGCCGCCGCCUAUGCUGGGAUAGUGUCGUCAAGCAUCGCGUACUACGUUCAGGGGGUGGUCAUGAAGAAAAGAGGCCCAGUCUUCGUCACUGCCUUCAGCCCCCUCAUGAUGAUCGUCGUGGCCAUCAUGGGCUCCUUCAUCCUUGCCGAGAAGAUCUACCUCGGAGGGGUUCUUGGUUCGGUCCUGAUAGUGGCCGGGCUCUACUCGGUGUUGUGGGGCAAGUACAAGGAGUACCAGGAGAAAGAGGCAGAGGAGAUCCCUGAACCAGUCAAAGACCAUCAGAACGGCCAGACACAUGACCUCGAAGCCUCAUUACCCAUGGCGAAUCAACGGAGCGAGUUGGAGCGGCCGGGCUCUACUCAUUGCUCGCCAUCUUCCUCUGUACCUUCCAGAGGUCCCCAUCUGCAAUGAAGAGACCAUCUCCGAACACAUCGUGGAGGAGCGGUCUGAAUCGAUCGCCUUGUGGAUAGCGAUCGAAGUGAGUCUUGCGGACGUGCUCCACGUUCGAAGAAUUUGCCAACAAAACUUUACUGGAUAUUUAUAGAGAAACUGUUCCGCCAGUUUUGUUACUGCAACGAAAUAUCUUUCACCUUGUGAUAUUUACGGCUUUUAUUUGAAGAAGAUAUAAGUUCUGUACUAAUUCCUGACAAAGAAUAUCAAAUGCAAUAUUAUAAAAUU